Dentiscutata erythropus is the source of this 1017-nucleotide messenger RNA. Lineage: Eukaryota; Fungi; Glomeromycota; Glomeromycetes; Diversisporales; Gigasporaceae. The record is from the annotation of a GenBank genome assembly.
AUGGAAAUAUUACAAAACAUUAAAACUCAUUAUGACAAUAGAACACUUGUAGACACUAAAAUAAUAGUGGACGAAAAUGACAGCUGUAAAGAAAUUUACGUUCAUUCUCAAAUACUUAUGAUACAAUCCAAAUAUUUUAGUAAUGCUUUAUCUAAAAAGUGGGCCCAUAAAGAAAAUGAUUACUAUAUUAUUAGGAAACCCAAUGCGACAAAAGAGAGCAUGGAUAAUAUAUUAAAAUAUCUUUAUUGUGGAGAACAAUAUAUUUCACAGGGAGUUAAAGAAUUUAUAAACACAAUUUUGCUUGCUGAUGAAAUGUCCAAAAAUUUUCAAAACAUACCUAUUAAACAUUUGAAAUUAAUUAUAUCACAAGACAAUUUAAAUAUAACAGAACUACAAAUUCUGUACAAAGUAAUUUUAUGGUUAGAAAACAAAGAUUGGGAUGAAUACAGUAAUAUAAUAAACUGCAUACGUUUCGAUCAAAUAACCGAUGAUGAUUUUAUAGACUUACGUAUGAAAGUUAGAAAAAACCAAAUUAGUGAAAGUAUUUUUAAAAAGGUAUCUGAUAAUUAUACAAAAUCAAAAACUAAGCUAAAUUUUAUUUGUUAUAGCAAUAUAAAUAUUGACUCAAAUAUUAUAUGUAAAGAACAACUCAUGAAGUUAAUGCAAUGGAUUGAUAGAGAAGAAACAACAAAUUGCAGAUACAAAUUUAAUUUAUUAUUAAGAGAAAUUACAAACAAAGCUAAAGAAUUUUACAGCUUUUGUGAUAAUAAGGGUGCUACAAUCGUGAUUGGAAAGAGAGGUAAAAAUAGUUUUAUUGGAGGUUAUAACCCUUUAAGUUGGUCAAGUAAUUAUACAUACAAAUCAACAAAAGAUAGCUUCAUAUUUAGUAAAGAUAAUAAAGAUAUAAGAUUAGGUAGGAUUAUAUCCGAUUUUGCCUAUGCAAUUUACUGUAAUCCAGAAUUUGGUCCUUCAUUUAAUAGAUAUGAAUUUUAUAUUCCAGACAACUCCAACAACUAG